UCCUCAGCAGUGUCAACAGAAUGGUGCAUGCUAUUAUACAAAACUGAAAUACUGGAACUCAGAAGCUCUGGUACUCCUGGCUGCGCUCCACCGACCUGUCUGCGCGUACGUGACGCAUGGGAGGGGGAGACUACUUAAAGGCGGAUUAACGCUGGCAAGACAUUAAAUCCAACCUCCCUCCAUCCAGACGCAGCGCGCAGCCCAUCAACCUGAUCUGAAGAUCGAAAAUAGGAGGGCUUAUAGUAAUCAGCCCUUCAGACUCCCAUGACAAGGAAAAGUGUGGUAACGUCGUGGGAGCGCUCGGCACACACAGGACGCUCACUGGCGUUGCGCGCUCAGCCCAUAACCAACCAGAUAACGCGCAGAGAGACGGAGAGAAACGAGGACGGCAGCAGCAUCCUAUGACGGAUGCAUUUUUUUGCUAAAAUCGGACGCUUUGGAGGCUGACAACACCGAGAGUCAGAGAGAAGCAGGCCGGGAAAUAACGCGCUUUUUUGGGGGGAGGGAUUUGAACAGAGUGCCGUUGUGCUCUCGUCUUCUCCGAAUGCUCAGAAAUGGGGGAAUGGACUAUACUAGAGAGGCUCCUGGAGGCUGCUGUCCAGCAGCACUCUACUAUGAUAGGAAGGAUCCUACUAACAGUGGUGGUCAUCUUCCGGAUUCUAAUCGUAGCAAUAGUUGGAGAGACUGUCUAUGAUGACGAGCAGACCAUGUUUGUUUGUAACACCUUACAACCGGGCUGCAACCAGGCAUGCUACGACAAGGCAUUCCCCAUUUCACACAUUAGAUAUUGGGUUUUUCAAAUCAUCAUGGUGUGCACCCCAAGUCUUUGUUUUAUCACGUACUCGGUGCAUCAGUCGGCCAAGCAGAAGGAGCGGCGGUACUCAACAGUCUAUCUGACACUAGAUAAGGAUCAAGAUUCACUGAAGCGAGACGAGAGCAAAAAGAUAAAGAACACCAUUGUUAAUGGAGUACUUCAGAACACAGAGAACUCCACCAAAGAAGCCGAGCCGGACUGUUUAGAAGUCAAAGAGAUCCCUAAUUCGGCCAUGAGAACUACAAAGUCCAAAAUGAGGCGACAAGAGGGCAUCUCCAGGUUUUACAUCAUCCAGGUGGUGUUCAGAAACGCGCUGGAAAUAGGCUUUUUGGUGGGUCAGUAUUUCUUGUAUGGAUUCAACGUCCCGUCGGUAUACGAAUGUGAUCGCUACCCCUGCAUAAAAGAUGUCGAGUGCUACGUCUCCAGACCCACGGAGAAGACGGUGUUCCUGGUCUUCAUGUUCGCGGUCAGCGGGUUUUGUGUGGUGCUGAACCUGGCAGAACUCAAUCAUUUGGGGUGGAGGAAAAUCAAAACGGCCGUGCGAGGGGUGCAGGCUCGGCGGAAAUCCAUUUAUGAGAUCAGAAACAAGGACUUGCCGAGGAUGAGUGUGCCUAAUUUCGGCCGCACUCAGUCCAGCGACUCUGCUUAUGUGUAACACACAUGGGGAAGAAGGAGUGAAAACAUGUAAAAACCAUGAUGGACAGCUCCGCACGCCUAAUUCGUGUCAUGACUUAAAGAGUGGGCAGAUUUUUUUUGAUUUGUUGGUCUUUUAAGGACUUCAUGGCAAGCGUGGGUUACACGUUUGUUUACUUAUUUAUUAUUGCACUGAUGCAACUUUUUAGUAACGUUUGUACUCUGUAAGAUGGUAUGGAGGCCAUGUUAACGUGUUCACAUAUUUACUCUUUGUGGGCUAGUUCUGCUAUACUUGAAGGGAGUAAAUGCAAAAACUGCACUAAGAGGUGAACACUUGAGGGCCUGACCUUAUCCAAAAUGUGCUACUGACCUGACGGUGUUUUUAAAGACAUUUUCUUUCCAUCCAUUUUUGGCACCAACCUAAUUAUAUGGCACCAUACACAGUGGUUAAAGGAAAAAAAAAUCUAUCAUCCAGAUUUACAUAUGCAUAGAUAUAAAUCCUUACUGACAAUGGUUCGACCUAUAGUUGAAAUACAUCCGCGUAAUUCAUGUUUUUUUGUUGCCUGUGUUGCACCACUGACCUUAACAUAUGUAACCAUUCCAUUGCUUUAUAGCUGACUUGCAAAACAGUAUCUGGUGAAUUUGCUGCAAACGCUAACGUCUGUGACUUCCUUAAUUUAUGACACACCAAAGCGCCCACUGCUUUUAUUUGUGAAGUGUUUUCUUGCUUUUGUGUAAUCAAGUGCCAUACUUGUAUAUAAACAUGAUAUAUAUGUAUACAUAUAAAUAUAUAAAUAUAUAAUAAUCAUCAUGAAAGCUGAUUCCCUGCUUGGAUUAUGCUAAAUGCAGCCCAAUUUUUUAUUUGCUUUAAAUGUAUUUGUUGUGAUUUAAAUGAAAUGAAAAAGAUAUACAGUUUUUUUCUCUUUUAUUUUGCAAAUGACUGGAAAAAGAAAUGUGCUAGUCUGUCUUUUUUUAUCUACAAGUAAAUGUCUCUCCCCAAUCAAAGCUGAUCAAGACUGAAAAACAGCACAAAUUGACAUUUUUAUCAAAGAAUGGGCAAUGGAAAUCUGCUCUGGUGCUACAGUUUUUCAUAGAAUGGUUUUAAAUGUAACCGAAACAGACCAGGAAAAAAACAAACAUCAUUUUCUGUCGUGAAUAAAAGUGGGAUUCAUGUACACCA
Micropterus dolomieu (smallmouth bass) is the source of this 2627-nucleotide messenger RNA. It is a transcript of the gene gjd2b, whose product is annotated as gap junction protein delta 2b. Gene Ontology annotation, cellular component: connexin complex. Lineage: Eukaryota; Metazoa; Chordata; Actinopteri; Centrarchiformes; Centrarchidae. The transcript has 2 exons. Bases 555 to 1469 code for a protein of 304 amino acids. The record is from RefSeq and is a predicted model, not a curated record. Gene Ontology annotation, biological process: cell communication.